ACGUGUUAACCGGAAAUAAAAUAUAUAAUCUAGAUCUAGUCUCGAUCUAGAUCUGUCAUCGAGAACCCUUGCACUAAUGAAUUAAGUCUAAGUUCAACAUUUCAAUACUUAACAACUGUAUAAAGAGCCUGGAACUAGAUUUCUAGAUAUAAUUUUCUAAAGGCUGAUAGUUUGUCAUGCUAACCAAAUUUGAAACUAAGUCAGCCCGAGUGAAAGGGCUAUCCUUUCAUCCAAAGAGGCCCUGGGUUUUAGCAUCCUUACACAAUGGUGUAGUCCAAUUAUGGGACUACCGUAUGUGUACACUUAUAGACAAAUUUGAUGAACAUGAUGGUCCAGUCAGAGGUAUCAAUUUCCAUCAACAGCAACCACUUUUUGUUUCUGGUGGAGAUGAUUACAAAAUAAAGGUUUGGAACUAUAAACAAAGAAGAUGCUUGUUUACACUUCUUGGCCAUUUGGACUAUAUCAGGACAACUUUUUUUCACCAUGAAUACCCAUGGAUUUUAAGUUCAUCUGAUGACCAAACCAUUCGUAUCUGGAAUUGGCAAUCACGGACAUGUAUUAGUGUGUUGACUGGUCAUAGCCAUUAUGUGAUGUGUGCACAGUUUCACCCCUCGGAAGAUAUGGUAGUUUCUGCUUCUUUAGAUCAGACUGUUAGAGUGUGGGACAUCUCUGGUUUGCGGAAAAAAAAUGUUGCGCCAGGGCCAGGAGGUAUUGAAGAUAGAUUAAGAAGCCCAGGUCAAACAGAUUUGUUUGGGACAUCAGAUGCGAUUGUUAAACAUGUGUUAGAAGGCCAUGACAGAGGAGUAAACUGGGCAGCUUUUCACCCAACUCUCCCAUUGAUAGUAUCUGGAGCUGAUGACAGACAAAUAAAGCUUUGGAGAAUGAAUGAAUCUAAAGCUUGGGAGGUGGACACUUGCAGAGGGCACUACAAUAAUGUGUCAUGUUGUUUGUUUCACCCACGUCAAGAGUUAAUUCUUAGCAAUUCAGAAGACAAAAGUAUAAGAGUUUGGGAUAUGAGCAAACGAACUGGAGUGCAAACAUUUAGAAGGGAGCAUGAUAGAUUCUGGGUGAUGGCUGCUCAUCCCUCACUUAAUCUUUUUGCUGCUGGACAUGACGGUGGAAUGAUCAUUUUCAAGCUGGAAAGAGAGCGCCCACCAUUUUCUGUACAUAAUAAUAUUCUGUAUUAUGUUAAAGAAAAGUACUUGAGAAAGUUGGAUUUUACAAAUUCAAAAGAUGUGGCAGUCAUGCAACUAAGAGGCGGUUCUAGGGCUCCUAUCUACUCAAUGUCAUAUAACCCAGCAGAAAAUGCCAUCUUAUUGUGCACUAAAUCAUCAAAUGUUGAAAAUAGCACUUAUGAUCUGUAUGUAGUGCCUAAGGAAUCUGAUUCACAAAAUCCUGAUGCCCCUGAAGGCAAAAGAUCAUCUGGACUAACAUCAGUUUGGGUCGCCAGAAACAGAUUUGCUGUACUAGACAGAACCCAUUCAAUAAUUAUUAAAAACCUAAAAAAUGAGAUCACCAAAAAAGUUCAGGCUCCUAACUGUGAAGAUAUCUUCUAUGCUGGAACUGGAUGUCUUUUGCUUAAAGAAGCAGAUUCUAUCACAUUAUUUGAUGUUCAACAAAAAAGGACUUUAGCAACUGUAAAGAUCUCUAAAGUUAAGUUUGUCAUAUGGUCUAAUGAUAUGUCAACAGUUGCACUGAUCAGCAAGCAUAUUAUCUCAAUUUGUAACAGGAAACUGGAAAACCUUUGCACUAUCCAUGAAAAUAUUAGAAUAAAAUCUGGAUCAUGGGAUGAGAGUGGUGUUUUUGUUUACACUACUUCGAAUCACAUAAAAUAUGCUCUUACUAAUGGUGAUCAUGGGAUCAUUCGCACACUUGACCUUCCCAUCUACAUCACUCGGAUUAAAGGCAACUCAGUUUACUGCCUUGACCGUGAAUGUCGGCCAAGAGUACUCAACAUUGAUCCUACAGAGUUCAAAUUUAAACUUGCUCUAGUUAACAGAAAGUAUGAAGAGGUCCUUCAUAUGGUGCGUAAUGCUAAGCUAGUAGGACAGUCAAUUAUAUCAUACCUUCAAAAGAAAGGCUACCCUGAAGUUGCCCUACAUUUUGUUAAAGAUGAGAAAACUAGAUUUGGCUUGGCUUUAGAAUGUGGCAACAUUGAGGUUGCUCUGGAAGCAGCAAAAGCUUUAGAUGAUGCUGCAUGUUGGGAGAAAUUGGGUGAAGCAGCUUUACUUCAAGGAAAUCAUCAAAUUGUUGAAAUGGCUUAUCAGAAAACCAAGAACUUUGAUAAGCUAUCGUUCUUGUAUCUUAUUACUGGAAAUUUGGAAAAGCUGAGAAAGAUGAUGAAAAUUGCUGAAAUUCGUAAAGAUACAAGUGGUCAUUAUCAAAAUGCCCUGUUGCUUGGAGAUGUCCUUGAGAGAGUAAAGAUUCUGAGAGGUUGUGGUCAAAAAUCAUUAGCCUAUCUAACUGCUGCCACACAUGGACUUGAUGAAGAAGCUGAGGAAUUAAAAUCAGGUUUUAGUGAGGGAGAGAGGAUACCUGAUUUGUAUCCUAAUGCUUCUUUGCUCCAACCACCAGUUCCAAUUACACAACAGGAAUCUAAUUGGCCACUUUUAACUGUUUCCAAGGGUUUCUUUGAAGGAGCUAUGGCAACUAAAGCAGGUAAACACUCAGUGCUGGCAGCUGCUGCCCUUCAUGAUGUUGAUGAUAGUGUUGCUGGUGGUGGCUGGGGUGAUGAUGCUGAUAUAUUAGUUUUAGAUGAAGAAGGUGGUUUAGGAGAUGGGAUGGAUGAUGAAGUAGGCCCCAGUGACAGUGGAUGGGAAGUUGAAGAUUUGGAUUUGCCAGCAGGUUUGGAAGAAGAUAUGGCUGCAACUGGUGCAGGAGAAGAAGGUUUUUUUGUACCACCUACAAAAGGGACUAGCCAAGCUCAGGUAUGGUGCAAUAAUUCUCAACUUCCAGUUGAUCAUGUACUUGCUGGAUCUUUUGAAACUGCAAUGAGGCUCCUUCAUGACCAAAUUGGUGUUGUAAAAUUUGAAGAAUACAAGCAGCUAUUUUUACUAACAUUUAGUCGGUCCAGAACAUGUUUUAUUGGCCUGCCAACUGUUACACCCUUAUUUGGAUAUCCUCAUAGGAACUGGAAAGAUGCUGGACCAAGAAGUGGUGUUCCCGCUGUUGGUCUCAAACUAGCUGCUCUAGUUCAGCAGUUACAAGUUGCUUAUCAGUUAACCACUGCUGGAAAGUUUGGGGAUGCUAUUGACAAGUUCCGCUCAAUUCUUCUAAGUGUACCACUCUUAGUUGUUGAUUCAAAACAAGAAAUUGCUGAGGCUCAGCAACUCAUUGAAAUAUGUAGAGAAUACAUUGUUGGCUUGAGUAUGGAAAAUGCAAGAAAGGAGCUGCCAAAAUCCACACUAGAAGAGCAGAAAAGGCAAUGUGAGAUGGCAGCUUAUUUUACGCACUGUAACCUGCAGCCUGUUCAUCUUAUACUUACUCUAAGAACAGCCCUAAACUUAUUUUUUAAGUUAAAAAACUACAAAACAGCUGCUUCUUUUGCUAGACGACUUCUGGAACUUGGACCUAAACCAGACAUAGCACAACAGACCCGGAAGAUCUUAGCUGCCUGUGAAAAGAAUCCAGCUGAUGAACAAGAUUUAAAAUAUGAUCAACACAAUCCAUUUGAUAUUUGUGCAGCAUCUUUUGUUCCUAUCUAUAGAGGUAAACCAGUUGUUAAAUGUCCUCUUAGUGGUGCUUGCUAUUGCCCAGAAUACAAGGGCCAAGUGUGUAGAGUGACAAAGGUGACAGAGAUUGGUAAGGAUUGCAUAGGACUCCGCAUCAGUCAGAUUCAGUUCCGCUAGUUAUUAUUCUGAUUCAAUAUUUUUCUUUUCUUUUUCCAAUUGAUAAUUUAAAAUGUAAGCAUUAAAAAGGUAUUUUAAAAACUUAAUAAAUCAUAAAUGCUAUGUAUCAAUUGAAUGUGUUUAUUAAUAGAUAUUACAUACAAUUUAUUACAUACUUAAUAUUUAAAAAUGUGUUUAUUAAUAGAUAUUACAUAAAAUUUAUUACAUACUUAAUAUUUAAAAAAAGAAAAGAGUUGAAAAUUCAGCAAAGUAUAAGGUUAAAAAAAAACAAUUAACAAUGCAAAUCUACAUUAUGCACCAGCAUCAAGAUGUAAACUAUUAUUGAUUGUUUUUCAUUUUAAAAAACUAAGCAUUUGUUCAUCAAGGCUUAAACUUCUCUGCCAUACUAUCUCAAUAAGCUGACCUGAUACAUCAGAGUCAUUCUGAAAAAUAAAUUUGAAAUGUUAAAAUUAUCUUUGAAAAGACUAUAUAUUGAAAACGAAUAGUCCUUUUAGUACAUAGUAAUAUAAAUAAGAUUCUAAUUCUAUAUACUCCGUGCCAAAAAGGAUAGAGCUUAUUCCAGUACUAAAAAAAUGAAACCUUGAUUUGUUUAUUUGUAUUUUAUUAGUGUUUAAUCUACAGAUACUCACCUUGCAGAUUACACCGACUAUUAUGGGAUUUAUUUUGUAUAUCAUGUCUAGCUGUCUUUUUAUUGCUUUAACUGUUUUUUGUAGACAGUAUUGCCAGUCUAAAACUGGCUGUGGAAAACAAUUAAACUGAUCUUCACUUUU
Molecule: messenger RNA, 4618 nt
Organism: Physella acuta
Lineage: Eukaryota; Metazoa; Mollusca; Gastropoda; Physidae
Product: coatomer subunit alpha
Biological process (GO): endoplasmic reticulum to Golgi vesicle-mediated transport; retrograde vesicle-mediated transport, Golgi to endoplasmic reticulum; intra-Golgi vesicle-mediated transport
Cellular component (GO): COPI vesicle coat
Molecular function (GO): structural molecule activity; protein binding
Source: RefSeq, a predicted model, not a curated record